AUAUGCUCUACACUGCUGCGGUGCUACUGUGAAUUUCACAAGUCUACCGGAAGAAUUAGAAACCAUGAGCCUGGUGCCGUUCCCAAGCGGCGGAGAUGAUAACCGGAGCAGUACUCCCUCCGCCAAAACUCCGCCGCUGUCACGCGAUUCUCUACCAAUUAAUUCGCCCUCCUCCCCUAUUCCCCGAGAUCCGGUGAAGUUAACGGCGAGAUCAUGCUUGUACGAGAUAUGUGCGAAAAGUCGGUGGAAACGUCCGGUAUUCACUUGUUGCAACGAAAAUGGUCCGACUAAUCUCAGAUCGUUCACCUACAAGGCAGUUGUUGAGAUGAAAGAAGAAGACUCAAAGUCAUGGAUAUUAGUGGAGUGUAUUGGAAAGCCUCAAUUCAACAAGAAAAAUGCAGCAGAUUCAGCUGCUGAAGGAGUUUUAUGGUACCUUGUGCAUCUAGGUUACCCCAAAAAAGCAUGAUUCGCUCAAGAAAUUAAGGUGAUUAGUAGUUUAGGUUAGAUAAUUUCCACUAUCUUGCUGUUAUUUAUUCCAAAAUCAUAUUUAUCUAGUAAUGUGCAUCUAUGUGAAAUCCA
Molecule: messenger RNA, 579 nt
Organism: Lactuca sativa (garden lettuce)
Lineage: Eukaryota; Viridiplantae; Streptophyta; Magnoliopsida; Asterales; Asteraceae
Gene: RTL1
Product: RNAse THREE-like protein 1
Source: RefSeq, a predicted model, not a curated record